AUAUGAAGUUACAGACUGUUCACACGACACACUUUCACACGGUUUCAAAUCAGCAGCAGCUCAGGACUUGAGAUCAAUAAAUACAAAUCAUUUAAUGCAUGUAAAUACUAACGUGUACAAGAGUGUUUCAGACAGGAUUGUCUGUUAAUGAAGAGAUGGACACAGCAGAGAAAAUAAUUAUUUUCUGUUUUCUGUUAGAAGGUGUUUGCUGUAGAGAUUUCAACAUCUAUCUGCCAGAGAAGAUUACAGCUCUCAGUGGAUCUUGUGUGAUCAUAAAGUGCAGAUUUGAGGUUAAAGAAGAAUGUGACAAAAACCUCACAGAGAGAGCUACAGGAGAGUGGUACAAAGAUGGGACUGAUGUGAACAAAAACGUAAUGUUUAACUCAAGCACAUCAAGCCGAAACUUCUUAAUUAGAGGAAAUAUAACUGGAAAAUUAAAAGAUAAGGACUGCACCACUGUAUUUUAUGACCUCAGAUCAAAUCACAGAGGUCAGUAUUUCUUCAGGAUUGAGAGUGAAGGUGGACUGAAACAUACCUAUAAACAAGCCAGUGUUUCAAUAGAUGUGAUUGAGUCUCCUCCCAAACCCCGAGUGCAGCUGUAUGUGGAGCAGAAGGAGGUGCAGGGUCAGGAGGAGGUGUUGGAGGUGUUGGAGGGGAGCUCUGUGAGUCUGCGCUGCUCUGCUGAGACUCUCUGCUCCUCUCCUCCACCAACUCUCACAUGGAGCUCCACUCCCAGAAUCCCCCUCAGUGAGAGCAGCAGACUACAGGAGCUCAUCUCUGAUCUGAACUUCACUGCUACUCACCGUGAGCACGGAGUCACUUUCACCUGCACUAUAACCUACCAGCUACAGGACAAGACCAAAACAGAACAGGACAGCAUCACACUACAUCUUCAGUAUUCACCCCAAAACACAACAGUGUCUGUGAUUCCCUCCAGCUCUGUGUUGGAGGGCAGUUCAGUGACUCUGAUCUGCAGCAGUGAUGCAAAUCCAGCAGUGAACUACACCUGGUCCAGAGAGAGUGAAGGACAGUUGAAGCAGCUGCAGACUGGAGACACUCUUACCUUCAAUAGGACCGACCCGACACACAGAGGCUGGUACCACUGUACAGCUCAGAACCAACACGGCAGCCAAAACUCAUCAGUGAUGCUGGACAUUCAGUGUUUGAAUCAUUUCUCUUUGCUGAUUGGAGUUGUUGUUGUGGCUCUGGUGGUCAUGUUGUUAAGCGCCAUUACAUGCAUCUGUGUACGAAAAGGGAAUGGGAAGCUUUCACAGACUACACAAGAAGGCACCAAGAGAAGUGAUCAAAGUACCAGUGAAGUCGCUCCACAUGAAAAUCAAGACGACCCUGUUUAUGUCAUGAUGUCAUCUGCUGAAGCCGCAGCAAAUCAAGACUCUGUCAUUUAUUCCCCCAUUGUCUUCACAAAAUCAGAAUCACAAGAGUUUGGUAGCCUCGCUUUGCUUGACUACGCUGUGAUGCAGGAUUGUUCUGAAGGGCUGUUAAAGACUGAGAGCUCAAUAGGAGAGUUUUCAAGAGCCAGAGAAGCACAGGUGAUUGUGAGUGCGAAUGUGCAAAAGAAACAAACAGAGGAAGAGAUGUUUGAAGACUCUUCUCAGAUUUACGCAAAAGUUAAACGCCGUAACCCAUAGAAAACUGGAGAGUUUGCCAUUCCUAUAUCAAUUGUUUUUCCAAAU
Messenger RNA from Carassius gibelio (silver crucian carp), 1694 nucleotides. RefSeq names its product sialic acid-binding Ig-like lectin 12. NCBI's taxonomy places the organism in Eukaryota, Metazoa, Chordata, Actinopteri, Cypriniformes, Cyprinidae. The record is from RefSeq and is a predicted model, not a curated record. Bases 156 to 1649 code for a protein of 497 amino acids. The transcript is spliced from 7 exons.